AUGGAAUAUGAGCGCGGCAACGCCUUCCCCUCGUACAGCGAUGGCGACGUGGCCAUCUACCUCUCCCCUGAGAUGACCUACCAACUCCACUCCCAAGUCCUCAAGCAACACUCCACCUUCUUCGAGGAGAAGCUCUCUGUGCCCGGCACGAAGCUGACAGCCAAAGCCCGCAAAGACGGCGCCGCCGCGUAUUGCUUCGAGCUCGUCAGCCGCUCGCAAGAUGACCCUGGCGUUCUGCAGCAGCGCGAAGUCCAAGAGAACGGCAAGGUCAAGAACAGUAUCUUUGCCUCGGGCCUGAACCUGCGGCAGAUGAUGGUCUCCAAUGCUAAGUUAAGACACUGGGGCUUCCUCUUCGGUAUCUUCUAUGGCAAGCCGCCGGGCUUUGACGAGGACAAUACCGUCCAGCUCGUCACCGACUGUCAUGAGUUCAUCGACGUGGCGAAAUCCAUGGGCGCCAUCGAGCGCAUCAGGGACACGGUCGACCUCGCUCUACUUCGUCAGGACAUGAACUUGUGGACGUCAAUUGCCAACAAUCCGAAAGCGUGGGCCGGCCUUGGGCGUGACAUCCACUCCCCCACCAUCUACAAGGAAGCUCUGUGCCAUCUCGUUGGCAAGUGGCGACAGAUCGACCCCGAGACCAAGUCGGAGAUGGACGAGGACAUGAAGUCCGUCAUCCAGACCAAGUACGACGCCCUCGAGAGCAGCAAAGAAGUCAUCGAGCUGCGCAUCCUCGGCCACUACCCGCCCGCUCUCUGCCGCAACGCCACGGACAAACCCGGCCGUCCUUCUUACUCUGGCGACAUCUACAUGUGGAUGGCUAUCUGCUUCUUCCGCCAAUGGUUCGCCCAAGCCAUCAGCGAGCAUCGCACCCGUCUCGGCCUCGAUGGCGGCUUCAAGUUCUAUCAAGCCAUCUACCAGAGCAGUCAGGCGUAUCUGCACCACGAGGACUUCCAGCAGUUCUAUCAGUACUUCCCCAUGUCGAGCAAGGGACGUAAUGUUCUGGAGUCGAAUAUGAAUCUCCUCAAGAGCGAGGUCAAGGACUUCGUCGAGAAACUCAUAAUCAACCGCUCCCACAUGCCGAAUGGUUCUGUCGACUGGUUCACCUGUGCCAAUAUCCUCAAGAGCGAUCUGCCGUGGGAGAACGAAGAAGGGCUCGCAGAUGAGGCUCAGCUGCAUGACGAUAUUGAUACGGUCGACGACGGUAACGAGGACGAGGUCCAGGCCCCCGUCACCCAGGGUAAGGACAAGGGCAGGGGAAAGGCGAAGGCGAGCCCCGUUCCCAGUGGUACUCGCGAAUCUAGCGUCGUGGCAGGCUCAAGUGGCAACAAGCGAAAGCGCAGUCGCAGUAAGGAUGCAGGCACCGCUGCUGCGGCUCCAGGUGUUGUCGACGGCAAGGGCAAGACGAAGAGAGCUCGCGUCUCUACUCGGAGUGUGAGUCGAGGUGCCAGCGCUGCUGCGGCUCGCAGAGCUCGCUCGAAGGGUGCUGAGGACUCUGAUGCGUUGGCUGAUGAUGAGCGUGACGGUGAAUAG
Cyphellophora europaea CBS 101466 is the source of this 1530-nucleotide messenger RNA. RefSeq lists its product as uncharacterized. The record is from RefSeq and is a predicted model, not a curated record. The transcript has a single exon. The coding region runs from base 1 to 1530 and encodes 509 amino acids. NCBI's taxonomy places the organism in Eukaryota, Fungi, Ascomycota, Eurotiomycetes, Chaetothyriales, Cyphellophoraceae.